AUGAAAGCAAAUGUGUUAUCUGUUUUAUUUAGCGUUAUCGCUGUGGCCUUUGUGUUUUGGCAAUCCGGUACCUCGCACGAUAUGAAAAAUCCUGCUGAGUACUCGAACCAUGGGAAAAAUGUAUACACCGCUAAAAGCGUCGGACGAUUAGAAAGAAUUUUAAGAUCAGAUAAUUUAAAUAUAUUCCAAGAAUAUGCAGGCUUACAGGGUCAAGUACGUAAUAACGUGAUGGAAGGUAUGACCAACGUUUCUGGGUUAAGCACCCCAUUAAACAUUCAAAUUAUACAAGAACAAGAAGAACUGUAUGAAGAACAACUGGACGAACUAAUUGAUAAAAUAACUGAUACGUGGAAUGACACAUUUAUAAAUAUGGUAGAAGAUUACAUCGAUUUCACAGAACGAAAUAAUAUUAUAGAUGGGGAAUGGAAAUGCCAAAUGUGGAAUCAAAGAUGGUACAGAUAUUUACAAUACUUAGUUGGUAGUUUGAACGAAUUAAAGCAGAGUGGGAUAGAAGAGUGGAAUUACGUGGAUCUCCACCCGUACGAGCUUAAUUCGGGAAAUAUUGCACUAUAUGCCUCAGCUACAGAUGCGCACAGGAAUUCCAAGUCAUCUACAAAUAAAUACUCAUAG
Plasmodium cynomolgi strain B is the source of this 630-nucleotide messenger RNA. RefSeq lists its product as hypothetical. The transcript has 3 exons. NCBI's taxonomy places the organism in Eukaryota, Apicomplexa, Aconoidasida, Haemosporida, Plasmodiidae. The coding region runs from base 1 to 630 and encodes 209 amino acids. The record is from RefSeq and is a predicted model, not a curated record.